AUGAGAGGGGCGGAGGAGCCGCUGGCCGCUGCCCGGGAGCCCGGCGGGGCGCCGGAGGAUGAGCCGGCCGGCCGGGAGGACGAGGAGGCGGCGGCGGCGGCGAGCAGCGGCAGCGGCGGCAGUUGCUGUUGCAGCAGCGAGCGGCUGGUGAUCAACAUCUCCGGGCUGCGCUUCGAGACGCAGCUGCGCACCUUGGCCGUCUUUCCGGACACGCUGCUGGGCGACCCGAGCCGCCGCGUGCGCUACUUCGACCCCCUGCGCAACGAGUACUUCUUCGACCGCAACCGGCCCAGCUUCGACGCCAUCCUCUACUACUACCAGUCCGGCGGGCGGCUCCGCAGGCCCGUCCACGUGCCCUUGGACAUCUUCCUGGAGGAGAUCCGCUUCUACCAGCUGGGCCAGGAGGCCAUCGAGACCUUCCGCGAGGACGAGGGCUUCAUCCAGGAGGAGGAGAAGCCCCUGCCCCAGCCCCACUUCCAGCGUCAGGUGUGGCUCCUCUUCGAGUACCCCGAGAGCUCCGGGCCGGCCAGGGGCAUCGCCAUCGUCUCCGUCCUGGUCAUCCUCAUCUCCAUCGUCAUCUUCUGCCUGGAGACCUUGCCCGAGUUCCGCCAGGAGAGCAAGGGGGCCUCCGGGAGCCUGCGAGACGGCAGCCAGGUGAGCUUCCGGCAGGACUUCCAGGAUGAGGACCCUCUCUUCUUGCUCCCCCUGCAGCCGGAGGGGGGGACCCCGGCGCCUGUCCACCCCCAAGCGGGCACCAGCCCCUUCUUCACAGAUCCCUUCUUCCUCAUCGAGACCCUCUGCAUCAUCUGGUUCUCCUUUGAGCUGCUGGUGCGCUUCUUCGCCUGCCCCAGCAAGCCCGAGUUCUCCAGGAACAUCAUGAACAUCAUUGACAUUGUGGCCAUCAUCCCCUACUUCAUCACCUUGGGCACCGAGCUGGCUCAGGAGCAGCAGAAGAAAGAGCAGCCCGGCAGCGCCAGCAACGGGGGUCAGCAGCAGGCCAUGUCCUUGGCCAUCCUCCGGGUCAUCCGCCUGGUCAGGGUCUUCCGGAUCUUCAAGCUCUCCAGGCACUCCAAGGGGCUGCAGAUCCUGGGGAAGACCCUCCAAGCCAGCAUGAGGGAACUGGGGCUCCUCAUCUUCUUCCUUUUCAUCGGGGUCAUUCUCUUCUCCAGCGCCGUCUAUUUUGCUGAGACCGAUGACCCAGAUUCCUUAUUCACGAGCAUACCCGAUGCUUUUUGGUGGGCGGUCGUGUCCAUGACCACGGUGGGCUACGGAGACAUGUAUCCCAUGACUAUUGGGGGCAAGAUUGUCGGGUCGUUGUGUGCCAUUGCGGGUGUGCUCACCAUUGCCUUGCCGGUGCCGGUCAUCGUGUCCAACUUCAACUACUUCUACCACCGGGAAACGGAUCAGGAGGAGCAGGCCCAGUACACCCACGUCACCUGUGGCCAGCCGCAGUCGCCUUUCUCUGAGCCUAGGAAAGGGGAGAGCAGCCAGUCGCUCAGUAAGUCUGACUUUCUGGAGGCAGAAGACUUAGAAUCGAUGAAAUACUCCAACUUUAUCCCAGCUGGCAACCAGGCUUAUAAGGAGAACAAAUUGUUAACAGAAGUCUGAUGGCUUGGUGGGCUGUCAAGGUCACAGGGAGACCAGCGCUCCUUCUGGCGAGAGACCAGCUGUCUCCACGCUCCUUGGACUGCUGUGGAUCCACUCUGU
This is a messenger RNA of Heteronotia binoei (common prickly gecko), 1707 nucleotides long. Its product is annotated as potassium voltage-gated channel subfamily A member 6-like. The transcript has a single exon. Gene Ontology annotation, molecular function: protein binding; delayed rectifier potassium channel activity. Gene Ontology annotation, biological process: potassium ion transmembrane transport; protein homooligomerization. The record is from RefSeq and is a predicted model, not a curated record. Gene Ontology annotation, cellular component: voltage-gated potassium channel complex; membrane. Lineage: Eukaryota; Metazoa; Chordata; Lepidosauria; Squamata; Gekkonidae. Bases 1 to 1608 code for a protein of 535 amino acids.